GCCUGUCCAUCGCGCUUAGCUCUGCCAAUGGCAUCCAGCGGAAAGCCGACGAAGCUCGCGUUCAUGGCGCCCCUACCCCUACCCCUCCUCGCGCUGCUCUUCUUGUCGAGCACCCUCGAGGCAGUAGUAGGCGCCAGCAACGCCAACGACACCUCAGCUGACGGCGCGAGCUACACGUGCAGCUCUGGCAGCAGCAGGUUCCUGGCGUUGCCGUCGUCGUCGUCCCACUCCCACCGGAGCGUGUUCAGCCUCGACCGCUACGGUGCCCGUGGCGACGGGAGGCACGACGACACGCGCGCGCUCGCCGCGGCGUGGAAGGCGGCGUGCGCCUCGCCGCGGCCGGCCGCCGUGCUCGUCCCCAACGGCAGGCGCUACCUGCUCAAGGUCGUCACCCUCCGUGGCCCGUGCAAGUCCACCGUCGCGGUCACCGUGAAAGGCACGCUGGUGGCGUCGCCGAACAGGGCGGACUGGAGCGACAGGGAUAGGAGGCUCUGGAUCGUGUUCCGGAGCAUCAACAAGCUCACUCUCAACGGCGGUGGCGCCAUCGACGGCAACGGACACAAGUGGUGGCCGUACUCGUGCAAGAUCAACAAGGGCCUGCCUUGCAAGGAGGCUCCAACGGCUUUGUCAUUCCACUACUGCACCAAUCUGAGGGUGGACAAUCUGAAAAUUGUGAAUAGCCAACAGAUCCACAUGUCGGUCGAGGAUUCCACCAAUGUGCAACUGGCGAAGUUGUCCAUCACAGCACCUGGCACGAGCCCUAACACUGAUGGCAUUCACAUCACUCGGAGCAAAGAUGUGCGGGUCACAAAUUGCAAGAUCAAGACUGGGGAUGAUUGCAUAUCAAUCGAGGACGGGACUCAUAAACUUCAUGUCUCCAAUGUUGUUUGUGGUCCUGGGCACGGGAUUAGCAUCGGAAGCUUAGGAGAUGACAACUCACGAGCCCAGGUCUCUGGUAUUACCAUAGAUUCAGUACAAUUACAUGGCACAACCAAUGGAGCACGGAUCAAGACAUACCAGGGAGGAAGUGGAUACGCCAAGGACAUCACAUUCCAGAACAUGAUCAUGUACAAUGUCAAGAACCCGAUAAUCAUCGACCAAAACUAUUGCGACAAGGCUAAGCCAUGCAGGGAACAAAGGUCAGCAGUGCAGAUUAGCAAUGUUGUCUUCAAGAACAUUAGAGGGACAACUAUUACCAAGGAUGCUAUCAAGAUGCACUGCAGCAAGAAUGUUCCAUGCCAAGGCAUUACACUGCAGAACAUUGACCUGAAAAUGCAGGGUGGCAAGGGAAACACAGAAAGUACAUGCCAGAAUGCAAAAUGGAGAAAAUACGGAAAGGUUGUUCCACAGCCGUGCACCUCCAAAAUCAUGGGCACAUUUGGAGACCUCUUGGAGUUCCUGUUGGCUUCAGACUCGUGGAGUUCCUGGUAAUUAUAGAAAACCUGCAGUUCGCUGUGCUGGUCAGUGUAUUUGUGAUUUGGUUCACGUAACACCCAUGUAUAAUUUCCUUAAAAAAAACACACACAACCAUGUAUAAUGUAUUUUAUAGAAAGCGCAGCAACAUCAGCUGCUGAUAUUUUAGGGGUACAUGGCGCUUGAGAUUUGAGAAUCCAGCUUGGUGGUGAUCUGGCUACAACAUUUCACGGAAUUAUAUUUUUCUUAGCUCGGACUGGAAGCAUCCUGUACUAGCUAGCAAUUUAACUUGAGAGAAAACUCAACUUAUUUAUACAUGAAGAGAUGAAAAUAUAAUUUAUAUUUUAUUAGGGCUUCAAGUUGGACAACGUAAUAAAUAAAUAAAUAAAUAGGCAGCAUUUAAAACCUUUUUUUCAAUUGCUCUUCACAAUUCUAAAAUCGUGGAUAAACAAGCAAAGGAAAUAAAUUUCGUCUUUAAGAAUAUACGCUUAGACUCAAGGGGUGUUUGAGACUGCUCCACGAACUCUGCUCCAUAAACUCCGUCGUGGAGCAGCUUCACAAAAAACUAGAGUUCGUGGAGUACCUAAAGCCACAACUCCACCCUUUUUUCUCGAACCGAGUGCGUGGAGCUGAAACCGUUUGGCUAAAAAACGUGAAGCGGAGCUGAAAAACGUGGAGCAGAGCGGUCCCAAACACCCUCUCAGUUCACAACUAAUGGUGCACAGUAAGGUAGCAUAUGCCAUACACGAAAAAAAAAGUAAACCCAUUGGACCAACCAAACCCCAAAAAUGUCCUUCCGGUAACCUCACUAACGGUGGAUAGAAGUUGUGAACAAACUAUGUUUCGAUCGAGACUUUUGAUACCACAAGAAAUUGGCCAUCCUCACGUAUAGUCACGUAGGCGAAGGUCGAUCUUUGGUUCAUCAG
Sorghum bicolor (sorghum) is the source of this 2339-nucleotide messenger RNA. RefSeq names its product polygalacturonase ADPG2. The record is from RefSeq and is a predicted model, not a curated record. The transcript has 3 exons. Bases 28 to 1431 code for a protein of 467 amino acids. Gene Ontology annotation, molecular function: polygalacturonase activity. Gene Ontology annotation, biological process: pectin catabolic process; anther dehiscence; fruit dehiscence. NCBI's taxonomy places the organism in Eukaryota, Viridiplantae, Streptophyta, Magnoliopsida, Poales, Poaceae.